Messenger RNA from Fragaria vesca subsp. vesca, 886 nucleotides. Its product is annotated as cyclic nucleotide-gated ion channel 1-like. The record is from RefSeq and is a predicted model, not a curated record. The coding region runs from base 101 to 886 and encodes 261 amino acids. The transcript has 2 exons. Lineage: Eukaryota; Viridiplantae; Streptophyta; Magnoliopsida; Rosales; Rosaceae.
UUGUCAUAUUGAUAGUUCUUUGUUACUUGAGGUUCAGAGUAUUAUGAACUAAACAGACUAGUUUGUUAUGGUACGUACGUACGUAUAGACAUACAGGCAGAUGGCCAAGAAGGUAUCAAAGAAGCUUAAAUUCAACCGGAAGAUACAAAAGAUAUCUCCAGACAUAGAUUUGUGGUUGUCCAAAAAUGCUGAUGUCCCAAAGGAAUUGAAGACGGUGAUCAUGGAAACUGUACGAUAUAGAGUGGAAGAGAACCAAGAUGUUCAUGUGGAAAAUAUCGUCUCUAUUCUCUCCCCAGUUCAAAAAAGACUUGUCAUGUGCCCUCUUUGCCUGGAUUUGCUUAAAAAUGUGUCACUGCUUGAAGAAAUAGGCGAUCAAGUGUUGAAAGCAAUCUCCGAGCAUCUCAACUGGGAGUUCUAUGCUGUAGACAGCUAUAUUAUUCGAGAGGGGGAACCACUCAGGAAGAUGUUCUUCAUCAGGCAAGGCACCGCACUGACCUACACAACUCGUACAGAUCAGAUGAGUGGAGGAAGUACAAGUGGUUCUUCGAUCAUUGACAACCUUGAGAAGGGUGAUCUCUAUGGGGAAGAACUUCUAGAGUGGGCAUUCAAUUUUGGCUCCUUUUCGAACUUGCUUGUUUCAACGAUAAGUGUUGUGUCUCAAGAAAUAGUUGAAGCUUUUGUCAUCAGGGCCAAAGAUUUGAAGAAAAUUGUCUCUACGUUCUGGUGGCAGUUUAGCAGGAAACUCCAACUCAAUGACAUGGAGGAUUCUCAGUUGAUGCAGUUGAAGUUUUUGGCAAUUUCUUCCUUGUUACGCCACCGUAAAGCAAUGGCAAAGAGAGGAAGUGGCUGGGACCAAGUUUACAAUAAGUUAAUCAAAAGUGACUAA